Molecule: messenger RNA, 1931 nt
Organism: Salvia splendens (bonfire salvia)
Lineage: Eukaryota; Viridiplantae; Streptophyta; Magnoliopsida; Lamiales; Lamiaceae
Product: laccase-14
Exons: 6
Coding region: 64-1737 (557 amino acids)
Biological process (GO): lignin catabolic process
Cellular component (GO): apoplast
Molecular function (GO): copper ion binding; hydroquinone:oxygen oxidoreductase activity
Source: RefSeq, a predicted model, not a curated record
UCCUAAUAGAGGGAAACAAGAAGAGUAAAAAAAGAAACUAGCUAUAACAUAGAAUUAGGCAGCAUGAAGUACCUAGUCUUGUUAUUUCUUCUAACAUGUGCUUUCGUAGCUACCCAUGCAAAAAUUCAUCGUCACAAAUUUGUGUUGAAGGAUACUCCAUACACGAGGUUGUGCAGCAACAAGAGCAUAUUAACAGUAAAUGGGGAAUUCCCAGGCCCAACAUUACAUGUUAGACAAGGAGAUACUCUUAUUGUUGAUGUUAUCAACCGAGCAACUGAGAAUGUAACCAUUCAUUGGCAUGGAGUGAAACAACCGAGAUAUCCGUGGUCAGAUGGUCCCGAAUACAUAACCCAGUGCCCGAUUCGUCCCGGGACCAGGUUUAGCCAAAAGAUCGUACUUUCUGAUGAGAUAGGUACUCUAUGGUGGCACGCUCACAGCGACUGGUCUCGAGCUACUGUGCAUGGUUCGCUCAUCGUCUAUCCAAAAGAGGGUGAUGCUUAUCCCUUCCCCACUCCUGCUGCUGAGAUUCCCAUCAUAUUAGGAGAGUGGUGGAAAAGCGACAUUCAGGCAGUCUUGUCUGAAUUUAUGGCUAGUGGAGGCGACCCAAUCAUUUCUGAUGCCUUCCUCAUAAAUGGUCAACCUGGUGAUCUCCAUCCCUGCUCUAAACCUGAUACAUUCAAGGUGAAGGUUGAUCAUGGGAAGACAUAUCUAUUCCGAAUGAUCAACGCAGUGAUGAACAAUAUAAUGUUCUUCAAAAUCGCCAACCACAACAUCACUGUAGUCGGAUCGGAUGGCAGCUACACGAAGCCAUUCGCUACCGACUACAUUGCAAUAUCACCCGGCCAAACCAUCGAUUUCCUGUUGGAGGCCAACCAAAACCCUAGCCAUUACUACAUGGCUUCGAGAGUGCAUAGCGUUGCCGGAAGCUCUUCAGAAAACACGACCACCGCCAUUGUCGAGUACACCGGAAACUAUCCCAACUCGUCUUCCCCCCUCCUCCCCACACUCCCCCUGAUCAACGACACCAUUGCCUCCGAUAGUUUCACAGCGCGGCUAAGAAGCUUAGGUGGCAAAGAUCACCCAAUCGACGUUCCUCGGGAAGUAAAGAAAACGUUUCUCUUCACUCUCUCAAUCAACACAUUUCCUUGCCCGGGAUGUACCGGGCAGGUGGCUGGCCAGCGGCUGAAGGCAAGCAUCAACAACAUCACGUUCGUUCAACCGAGAAUCGACAUUCUUGGAGCUUACUACAAUCAGAUUCCAGGAGUCUACGACGAAAACUUCCCUAGAAACCCACCUUUCACUUUCAACUACACCGCGGAGAAUAUCCCUAGCGUCUACCGGACGCCUCAAAAUGGGACAGAAGUCGCAGUGUUGAAGUAUAAUACGACGGUGGAGGUUGUGUUCCAAGGUACUAAUCUUGGUAAUGGGGUAUAUCAUCCGAUGCACUUGCACGGCUACAGCUUCUACGUGGUUGGAAUGGGGACCGGAAACUUCAACAGGAAAAGGGACUCGGUCAAUUAUAAUCUUGUGGAUCCUCCUCUGCAGAAUACUAUUGCUGUUCCGAGCAAUGGAUGGACUGCUAUUAGGUUCAAGGCCAACAAUCCAGGUGUUUGGCUAAUGCAUUGUCAUUUGGAGAGGCAUGUUAGCUGGGGAAUGGAGAUGGCGUUUAUUGUGAAAAAUGGCAAGACUGCGGAUGCUAAGAUGCUGCCUCCGCCUCCAGACAUGCCCAAAUGUUGAGCCGCCUGAAACGUGAAAAUCUUGACCAAUUUCUAGCUUACUUUUCUUCGUCUGCUUCAUUUAUUUGUAUUUCUUAUGUGUCUUGUGUGUUUAACAUAGUUUGAUUGUUUAAGUGUGACAUUAAAUUGUCAUGUCAAUUGUAACUCAAGAGUGAAUUCAUUUUCAAGAAUUAAUAAAAUUUGUGUUGUGUGUGU